GUCAUCCCGGCUCAAGCCAAAGGUUAUGAUCGCCGUCGUGGCUCGAAACGCGGCUCACAGCCUGCCGCACUACCUGGGCUGUAUCGAGAGGCUGGAGUACCCGAAGGAGCGCAUCGCCAUCUGGGCAGCAACAGACCACAAUGUUGACAACACCACUGCCAUUUUAAGGGACUGGUUGAAGACAGCCCAGCGUGUUUACCACUACGUUGAGUGGAGACCUAUGGAGGAGCCGAGGUCUUACACGGACGAGUGGGGUCCAAAACACUGGCCUCCCUCCCGCUUCAAUCAUGUGAUGAAGCUGAGACAAGCAGCGCUAAAGGCUGCCAGGGAGCGAUGGGCGGAUUACAUAUUGUUUGUAGACAGCGACAACUUGCUGACGAACCCUCGUGUGCUGAACCUCUUGAUCGCCGAGAAUUUGACGGUGGCGGCUCCAAUGCUAGAGUCCCGUUCCCUCUACUCCAACUACUGGUGCGGCAUUACUUCGCAGGGUUACUACAAGCGAACCCCAGACUACCAGCCAAUCAGGGAGUGGAAACGACUGGGCUGUUUCCCAGUGCCCAUGGUGCACAGCACCUUCCUGUUAGACCUGCGCCGGGAAAACAGCAAGGAGCUAGCGUUCUAUCCCCCUCACCCAGACUACAGCUGGGCAUUCGAUGACAUCAUGGUGUUUGCUUUUUCUGCACGUCAGGCAGGUGUGCAGAUGUACGUGUGCAACAGGGAACACUACGGUUUUCUGCCUGUCCCUCUCAAGGCACAGCAAAACGUGGAGGAAGAAAGUGAGAGCUUCAUACACACAAUCACCGAGGCUCUGAUUGACCAUGACCUGGAGCCCUCCGAGUACCUGUAUGCCCUACCGUCGCCGCAGGACACGAUUGGUUUUGAUAAAAUUUUUCUUAUUAAUCUCAAACGACGCCUGGACAGAAGGACCAGGAUGUUGAAAUCAAUGGCUGCUUUGGGUCUACAGGGGGCGCUCACGGAUGCAGUGGAUGGAAAGGCUCUAAAUUCAUCACAGCUGCAGGAACUGGGUAUAGAGAUGAUGCCAGGCUACAAGGAUCCGUAUUCUGGUCGAGUCCUGACAAGAGGGGAAAUUGGUUGUUUCCUCAGCCAUCACUCGAUAUGGAAACAGGUAGUCGACCAGGGCUUCCAGAAGGUUUUAGUUUUAGAGGACGACGUGAGGUUCGAGCCCUGGUUCAAACGCCGUCUGGAGACAAUAAUGGGCAACGCCGAUAAAACUCAGCUUGACUGGGAUCUCAUCUAUGUGGGACGUAAGCGUAUGCAGGUGCAGCAGCCUGAGAAGUCGGUGGAAGGUGUGAACAACCUGGUGGAGGCCGACUACUCGUACUGGACUCUGGGCUAUGCUCUGUCACAACAGGGAGCCAAAAAACUCUUAGCUGCGCAACCGUUAUCAAGGAUGCUGCCCGUGGACGAGUUCCUCCCCGUUAUGUUCAACAAACACCCCAACACUGAAUACAUGUCACAAUUUAAGCCAAGGGACCUGAAAGCGUUUUCCGUGGAGCCGCUGCUCAUUUAUCCCACUCAUUACACUGGAGAGCCAGGCUACAUCAGCGACACUGAGACCUCAACCAUCUGGGACGACGAGGCUGUAGCCACCGAC
Messenger RNA from Cynoglossus semilaevis (tongue sole), 1615 nucleotides. RefSeq names its product collagen beta(1-O)galactosyltransferase 2b (gene colgalt2b). Gene Ontology annotation, molecular function: procollagen galactosyltransferase activity. The annotation marks the transcript as partial. The record is from RefSeq and is a predicted model, not a curated record. NCBI's taxonomy places the organism in Eukaryota, Metazoa, Chordata, Actinopteri, Pleuronectiformes, Cynoglossidae. The transcript is spliced from 12 exons.